Phlebotomus papatasi is the source of this 2629-nucleotide messenger RNA. RefSeq names its product facilitated trehalose transporter Tret1. The record is from RefSeq and is a predicted model, not a curated record. Gene Ontology annotation, molecular function: sugar transmembrane transporter activity. Bases 240 to 1712 code for a protein of 490 amino acids. Gene Ontology annotation, cellular component: membrane. The transcript is spliced from 6 exons. NCBI's taxonomy places the organism in Eukaryota, Metazoa, Arthropoda, Insecta, Diptera, Psychodidae. Gene Ontology annotation, biological process: carbohydrate transport; transmembrane transport.
AUAAAUAGUUCAAUAAAAAACUAAGCGAGCAAUUGAAUGAAUUUCUCACAUCAUAAUUGCUUCUGCCAAAACAACUUCAAGUCAUCUUACGUCUUUUGCUCUUUGGCUAAUUUUAUAGCACAAAUCGUCACUGUGAAUUUUAUCUAAUGCAUCCCAUCUGCGAAUGCAUCAGUUCCCUUCGGAAAAUCAAGCAGAAUAGAACAAUUUCUUGUGAUCUGUCGCGAGUGAUCAAGUGAAAAAUGUCCUCAUCGAAAGCCCUGACCAAAGCCAUGGUCCACUUCUGGCAGAAUAUGAGCCAGAAGGAGGAGGAUCCCAGUAGUGCCAAUCCAAUGCUUUAUGAUCCCAUCCAAGAUGGAAUUGGAACAACACGCAAACUCAUGCAAUUUGUGGCAGCUACAUUAGUGGCUCUUGGUGCUGUUAGUGCUGGAACCGUCUUGGCAUGGACAUCUCCUGUGGUUAAUCAACUCAAAGCCAAUGAUUCAUUCGCUCUGACACCUGAUCAAGAAUCAUGGGUGGGAUCCCUGUUGGCCAUUGGAGCGUUCUUCGGGGCGAUUCCUGCUGGUAUUCUGGCCGAUAUGAUAGGGAGGAAAUACAUUAACAUGGCUCUCGGAGUACCAUUCCUUAUCAGCUGGGGUCUCAUCAUAUCAGCCUCGAACGUUGGAAUGCUCUACGCUGGACGUAUCUUUGCAGGAAUCGCUACUGGUGCAGCAUGUGUUGUAGCGCCCAUGUUUAUCUCCGAAAUCGGUGAGACGUCCAUUCGUGGGGCAUUAGGUUCAUUCUUCCAGCUCUUCCUGACCAUGGGUAUCCUUCUGGUCUAUGCUGCGGGGUCCUUUGUUGACUGGAGAACCCUCAGUGGAAUAUGUGCCAUAGCUCCAGCCCUUUUGAUUGUUGGGAUGUUCUUCAUCCCCGAGAGCCCUGUUCAUUUGGUGAAGAAGGAGCGUAGGAAUGAUGCUGUCCAAGCUCUUAAGUGGUUCUGGGGCAAGCAAUGCAACUCCCGAGCUGCUAUACAACUCAUUCAGAAUGAUGUCGAUGCUGCUGCAGGAAAGGCUUCAAUGAGGGAUUUGUGGAACAUUCCCGCUAAUCGGGCUGGCCUGAUUAUCUGCCUCUGCUUGAUGCUCUUCCAGCAAAUCUCAGGCAUCAACGCUGUGAUCUUCUACACCGAACCGAUAUUCCAGAGCGCUGGCAGUUCCUUUGACGCUUCACUGUGUACCAUCAUCGUUGGAGUUGUCCAGGUGUUCAUGACGUUCGGGUCGACGCUGUUGAUUGACAAAGCCGGUAGGAGGAUCCUUCUGAUGCAGAGCAGCAUCGUCAUGGGUACCUGCCUAACUAUGCUGGGUAUCUACUUUAACUUGAAAGAUGGCGGACACGACGUUUCGGCUAUUGGAUGGUUGCCUUUGAUCUCCCUGGUUCUCUUUAUCGUUAGCUUCUCCCUUGGAUUCGGUCCGAUUCCCUGGAUGAUGAUGGGAGAACUAUUCGGUCCGGAUGUCAAGGGUAUGGCUUCAUCAAUUGCCGUUAUGCUCAACUGGACCCUUGUCUUCAUCGUGACCAAAUGCUUCGGCAUGAUGAACUUAUACUUCGGCAGUGACAUAACUUUCUGGAUAUUUGCGGUUUGCAUGGGCGUAGGAACGGCUUUCGUGGCUCUGAAAGUACCCGAGACCAAGGGCAAGAGCGGUGCUGAGAUUCAGAUGAUCCUCGCAGGAAAACAGAACUAACCACAGUUUUAAUUUUAAGGCAACUUGUUAGCAAUAUUUUCAUGUUUACGCCUGACCACAUUUUUGUUGCUCUGUCCCCAAAAAGUGCAUUUAUCGUAUAAGGUCCUUAAUCAUCAGUGUGAAUGAUCAUUUAACGAGUGUUUACGUGUGAAGCAGCUCUCUGAUUUUCAUUUUAAACCUUUAACUUUGAAACAAGUUUGGGAGGAUUCUACAAAGGACGAAAACGAAUUUAGGAAAAAAAUAUCCGAAAGGUGCUAAAACUGAAUUAAAAAAAAGUAAAUAAAAAGAGAAAGAAAGACAAAACGAGGAAGCGACAAUAAACAAAUCGUUAUGCGGGCGUAUAUUAUUAACUUUAUAAAAAAAAAACAUAUCUCUGUUUGGUCUUCCCCCGGUUUACUCUAUUUUUUUAUGUUUUGUUUUCAAAAGCACAAAUUUAUGCUCUGUUUUAUUUUAGCCCCAUGUUCAUGUAGAUUUCUUAGCAGAUAAUGAAGUUUCAAAACAGCAAAGACAGAUGAAAAAAAAUCCAUAAAAGAGUCACAGACUGCAUUUUAAGUGGUAGGUUAUUUUAUAAGAAAAGAAGAGUGAGACAGGUAGAUGAAGAAAAAAAGAUUUUUCAAAAAUUGAAAAAGGAAUUUUUAUCAAUUUCAUCCAUAUUUUACUUUAUCCGAUUUUUUAAAGCAUAAGUAUCAUGAAAAAAUAUCAUUGUAACUGUCUUUGGUAGAACUUUUACUAUUGUAUGAUUUUUAACUUUCAUAAAAAAGAAAAUUGUUGUCUAUAAUAACUUUAAUUCCCGUGAGAAAGUAACUCUUCAGCUCUGUACAAAAUGUUAUACGAUCAGUCAGUGAAAUUAGAUGUAAAAAUAAUAAUUAUAAAUAUAUUUUAUUAGUAUCAGUAAAAUAAAUAAAUAUUUAGUGAUA